UUAACUUCAAUUUAAUGUUUAUAUUACAGUAUAUUUGCAAUUUAUAGUUUAGUAACCGUGCUCAUAAUAAAUCUGACCUUAAACUUAUCGCAGUUGUAUAAUGAGCUGUUUGACAAUUUUGCACGUAUUGCGUCGACCGGCCGCAACAUCAUUUUUUCACUCGCAAAAACACGCAAAUUUUAGAAAUUUUCCACGUUUUGCACACUGCAACAUGGCUACCAAGAAACGCGCUCUUGUUUUCCUUGCUCCAGGCUUCGAAGAGAUUGAAUUCAUCACUGCCGUGGACGUUUUACGUCGCGGAGGAGUGGAAGUUGUCGUUGCUAGUACAGAUGGUGGAGACCAUGUUUGCGGCUCUAAUAACGUCCGUAUCAUGCCUGAUCAGAAACUAUGUGACAUAAAAGAGAGUUUUGAUGCAUUGGUUCUACCUGGUGGAUUGGGUGGUGCGACUGCAAUGGCUAAAUCUGCUCAAGUCGGGGAGAUGCUUAGAGAGCAAGAAAAGAAGUGUAAAAUUAUCGCUGCCAUUUGUGCUGCUCCAACUGUACUAAAGGCACAUGGUGUGGGAAAAGGCAAAAAUGUCACUUCAUAUCCAGCCAUGGAGAAAGAAAUGUCCGAGUGUGGAGAUUAUAAGUAUAAAAAUGAUGAUGUAGUUGUGGACGAAUAUUUAAUUACAAGCCGUGGACCUGGUACAUCAUUUAAAUUUGCUUUCACUGUUUUGAAGCAGUUAACUGAUGAUGUGAAGGCAUCUGAAAUUGCAAAACGUAUGCUGUGCAUGUAAAAAAUUGUUAUAUUUAACCAAGGAGGCAAUAAAUCAAUAUCAUAACUUAUAUAA
Molecule: messenger RNA, 829 nt
Organism: Dalotia coriaria
Lineage: Eukaryota; Metazoa; Arthropoda; Insecta; Coleoptera; Staphylinidae
Product: protein dj-1beta-like
Exons: 2
Coding region: 101-775 (224 amino acids)
Biological process (GO): response to oxidative stress; glyoxal metabolic process; glycolate biosynthetic process
Cellular component (GO): mitochondrion; nucleus; cytoplasm
Source: RefSeq, a predicted model, not a curated record